AUGGAUCAAAGGCCGGUCUAUGAGAGGACUCUCACAGAGUCCGAGCUGCUCGAGCAGCUUCCGAGUGAAAUCUCGACUUUCAUUCGGACUGCAUCGGGGACUCAACACCUCCACGCGCUUGCGCUUGGCGCAUUGAACAACGAAUUUACAGAGAGCAUUUUCAGGCUCUACGAACCGAUUUUUGUCGAUCUUGCAGCUCGAUGGCUUCAAUCGGAUUUACAUGCAGACUACAUUCAUGUAUUAGCGGCAUUUGCGCAGAUUUUACCUUUUGCGCCGCAUUUGCGGUCGCUCGCCAGUCAAUAUGCCUCAUCACAGACUGGACCUUUGGCAGCCUUGGCCAUGUCAAAGGAAUUAACACUGUUGCAGUUGGACCAACCUAGCAUCCGACUACUACUCCUCGCCCUCUUCCGACUCCUCUCGUUUGACCUGGAAACAUUCUCCCCCAUCGUUUCACCGCUUCAAUUGCAGUCCCUCUUCCAGUCACAAGAUCGAGUGACACGCUAUCUCGCCGUGCGAUGCUUCGCCUUGUACAUGCAUGCCGCAGAUGCGGCCACCGAAAAAAUGAUCCGCGUCAACACCGGGGCCGAAUCUAUUGAAGGAGAGUGGGAAGGAACCACAAUUGAUUACCGAUUGCUAGGAUUAUGGGAAGAGCGACGCUGGGAUGCUCUUGGGAAAUCCAUUCAGAACGCGAGAUCUUCAAGAGUUGAAUCCGAAUCCCUGGCAUUGGUCGAGAGAACACAGGAAUACUUUACUACAAAGACCGCAGAGAUCUGUGGAGUUUUGAUUCCCAGGUUGAAAGAUACCCCUCCGGCCUCUACAUCCGUUGUGAAAACCUCAACGACCAUCAGGAACUUGCGCCGAAUUGCAGGCUCAUUGCUAGGACACAAGCCUAUUUUGUUGGUCGGUUUGCCCAACUCAGGCAAAACAUCCUUGAUCAAUGACAUUGCAGCCACGAUGGGCCAAGCUGAAUCCAUGGUUACGCUCCACCUGAACGAGCAGACUGACGCAAAGAGUCUUCUCGGAAUGUACGCUACUUCGUCUGCCUCCGGAUCAUUCUCUUGGCAACCUGGUGUUUUGACUAAGGCUGCCCGCGAAGGACGUUGGGUUCUUAUUGAAGAUCUGAACCGUGCUCCCUCUGAAGUGAUGGGUCUGAUUUUACCCAUCAUCGAGCGAGGGGAGUUGACUAUCCCCAGUCGCAGAGAGCGGAUCAAGUGCGCCGAGGGCUUCAAGAUUAUUGCAACCAUGAAAUCAUCAUACAACAUUGCCGGUGAAGAGAUUGCACCAAACAGCUCAAUGCUUGGAAGCCGACUAUGGGAGCGAGUCCAAGUGAAUUCUCUCCCAGUGGACGAGAUGCGCGAUGUUAUUCUGCAGAAAUUCCCCUUGCUUGAGGCUCGUGUCCCAACCAUAAUGAACGUGUAUGCUCGUGUAUGCUCUGCCUUCCAUGGAAGCCUUGCUAUCAAGGGCUCUCAGGGUCGUACUCCAGGCUUCCGUGAUCUGAUCAAGCUGUGCAGCCGCUUGCACAACCGUCUCCAGCGGAUGGGUGCAAAGACCGGUUAUGAACCUACAUCAGAGGGUACCGAGGAUGAAAUAUUCCUUGAUGUCGUGGAUGUGUUCAUCAAGUAUCUGCCCGAGAAGUCGAUGCAGAGUACACUUGCGGCAGUUGUUGCCGAAUCACUUCAAAUUUCCCCACAGCGAGCACAGUUCUGCCUCGAAGAACGAACGCCCACAUACACGGACAAGAACAACAGCCUCGUUCUUGGCCGUGAGGUCUGCCACAAGGUCAAAGUGCCCAGUGGCUCUGCAUUAAAGAUGGCUGCUGCAGCUUCGCGCUUUGCCCCAACAAGAGCCGCCCUCGGGCUCAUGGAACAAGUGGCUGCUUCAAUCCAGAUGGCUGAGCCUGUCUUGCUUGUCGGUGAAACUGGUAUUGGAAAGACCACUGUCGUUCAGCAUCUCGCAACAUUGAUGCGCCAAAAGCUCACUGUUGUGAAUUUAUCCCAACAGAGUGAAAGCACUGAUCUUCUGGGUGGUUUCAAGCCAGUGAAUAUUCGUACAAUGGCAGUCCCGAUGCUGGAUGAGUUCACUCAACUUUUCGAACUCACUUUUUCCGCCAAGAAGAACCAGAAGUUCUUGUCCUCGAUCUCCAAGAGUGCUGCAUCUUCGAACUGGGUGCGAUUGGUGACUUUGUGGCAGGAGGCUGUUCGUCUCGCAAAUGGCGUUUUCAACCCUCCGGCUGCCGAUGGUGAUGAACAGCCAGCCAAGAAGCGGAAGCUAGAUUCCCCGAAAUAUCAACACUUGCGCCAACGAUGGGAGAGUUUCGCCACCACUCUCAACGACUUUGAGGCCCAGGUGGCUCAAGGUGAUGCCAAGUUCGCAUUUGCCUUCGUCCAAGGUAAAAUCGUGAGGGCCUUGAGAAACGGCGAAUGGGUGCUUCUUGACGAAGUGAAUUUGGCCUCUCCUGAUACUCUCGAAAAUAUCGCCAGUCUUUUGCACCACGGCAGUGAAGGAUCGCCUUCAGUCUUACUCUCCGAGGCAGGUGAUGUCGAGAGAGUAUUUGGUCAUCCGGAUUUCCGCAUUUUCGGUGCCAUGAACCCCGCAACCGAUGCUGGAAAGAGAGAUCUACCCCCAGGACUGCGGUCUCGUUUCACCGAGUUUUAUGUGCAUUCACCCGACAGUGACCUGGAUGAUCUGCUUGCCCUCAUCCAGAAGUACCUCGGGGAUUUGACCAUUAGUGACCCGCGGGCUGUUCCAGAUCUUGCUCAGCUAUACAUGAUCACCAAGAAGCUAAGCAAUGAGAACAAGCUCACCGACGGAGCAGGCCAACGACCCCAUUUCAGUAUCCGUACUCUCGUCCGGGCUUUGAUUUAUGUGAUCGACCACGCACACGUCUACGGAUUGCGCCGAGCGAUCUACGAGGGUUUCAGCAUGAGUUUCUUGACUGUCCUUAGCUUGAACUCCGAGCGAGCUUUGAUCCCCCUUCUUGAGCUUCAUGUCUUUGGCAAUGCAAAGAACGCAAAGUCCCUCCUCAGCCAAACCCCUCGUCCCCCCACUGAUGGCAGUGACUACGUGCAAUUCAAGCAUUACUGGAUGCGCCGUGGCCAUCUGGCACCGGAGGAGCAACCGCACUACAUCAUCACCCCAUUCAUCGAAAAAAACCUCAAGAACUUGGUCCGAGCCAGUUCAACUAGGCGUUUCCCUGUCCUCCUACAAGGACCAACUUCUGCCGGAAAGACUAGUAUGAUUGAGUAUCUGGCAAAGGUGUCUGGAAACAAAUUUGUACGAAUCAACAACCACGAACACACAGAUUUGCAAGAAUAUCUGGGAUCUUACAUUUCCACGGAUGAUGGAAGCUUGCGUUAUCAAGAGGGUGUUCUGGUGGAAGCGCUACGAAACGGUUAUUGGAUUGUGCUGGACGAACUUAAUCUGGCCCCUUCCGAUGUUCUCGAAGCCCUGAACCGUCUCCUUGAUGAUAACCGUGAGCUUUUCAUUCCAGAGACACAAGAGGUUGUCCACCCACACCCAAACUUCAUGUUGUUCGCUACCCAGAACCCUGCUGGUCUAUACGGUGGUCGAAAGGUCUUGUCUCGCGCCUUCAGAAACCGUUUCCUUGAGCUUCAUUUCGACGAUAUCCCAGAAAGUGAACUGGAAUUCAUUCUCAAGGAACGUUCUCAAAUUGCUCCGUCUUUCUGCACCCGAAUUGUCUCUGUUUACCGAAAGCUCUCCCUACUCCGUCAGUCAAAUCGCCUGUUCGAGCAAAAGAACAGCUUCGCAACCCUUCGUGAUCUUUUCCGAUGGGCUCUUCGCGACGCAGACGACAAAGAACAACUUGCGAUCAAUGGCUACAUGCUUCUCGGCGAACGUGUUCGUAAUCCCCAAGAGAAGGCUGCCGUCAAAGCCGUAAUUGAGGAAGUCAUGAGGGUCAAAUUGGACGAAGAUACUCUGUACAGCACCGCAGAGUUGGAGAAAAAUGCCCCUGAGAUGAGCGAGCUCCCUACCGGUAUUGUCUGGACCAAGGCCAUGAGACGACUUUUCGUUCUUGUCUCCAAGGCCCUCCGAAACAACGAGCCCGUUCUUCUUGUUGGAGAAACUGGAUGCGGUAAGACUCAGCUUUGCCAAGCUGUUGCAGAGGCUUUCCGAAGAGAGUUGUUCAUUGUCAACGCUCAUGUGAACUUGGAGACCGGUGACUUGAUUGGUGCUCAAAGACCUAUCCGAAACCGAGCAGCAAUCGAAAAGCUGCUUGUGGAUGAUCUUCAGAUGCUUCUGCACGGAAAACAGACCGGUGCCUCUUUCAAUGAGCUGAAGCAGGAGUUUACCGCUUUGACUGCAGAGGAGCGUCAGACCAAGGACCAGACUCUCCUGCAUAGCAUUGAAAAGAAUGCCGUCCGAUGUAACGCUUUGUUUGAGUGGUCCGACGGAAGUCUCAUCACUGCUAUGAAAACCGGUCAAUUCUUCCUGCUUGACGAAAUCUCUCUCGCGGAUGACUCGGUCCUCGAAAGACUUAACAGUGUUCUGGAACCUGCUAGGUCAAUUUUGCUCGCUGAGAAGGGUCCGAUCGACUCGAUGGUUGUUGCAGAUGGUGGAUUCCAAUUCUUGUCUACAAUGAAUCCUGGUGGUGACUACGGAAAGCGCGAGCUGUCUGCGGCUCUUCGUAACCGUAUGACUGAAAUUUGGGCACCCCAACUGUCUGAAGAUGAAGACAUCCUGCCUAUUCUUACGAUGAGAUUGAAUCUAAAGGACGAGAAAGUGACAAAGGCCAUGCUGCACUUCGCCAAGUGGUUCAAGACGGCGUUCCAGAACACAUCUACCACAUCACUCUCCAUUCGUGAUCUUCUCGCUUGGGUUGAUUUCAUCAACACUUCGCAAAGUUCUGACACACAAUUCGCCAUCAUCCAAGGUGCAGCCAUGGUUUUCGUUGAUACUUUGGGUGCUAACCCAGCCGCGAUGCUUGCCAUGUCUCUCAAUAAUCUGGAGGGUAACCGCAGGUCGUGUCUCGCCAAGUUGAGUGAACUGUUCGGUGUCGAUGCUUCCAAAAUCUACGGAGAGUCAACUGGUGUCUCUGUGGAACCAGGCAUUCUCCGCGUGGGUCCAUUUGCUCUACCUGCUGCUGGCGACGCAGACCCCGAUCCUCAAUUUACCAUGGAUGCCCCCACUACAAUUGCCAACUCUGUACGAAUUGCUCGCGGUUUGCAGUCCUCCAAGCCCAUCCUCAUGGAAGGAAGUCCAGGUGUGGGUAAGACUACACUUGUGACAGCCUUGGCUCGAGCACUUGGAAAACCUCUUACUCGAAUCAACCUUUCGGAGCAGACAGAUCUUACAGACUUGUUCGGAUCCGAUGUGCCCGUGGAGGGAGGUGAUGUUGGACAAUUCACGUGGCGCGACGCACCAUUCCUACGAGCUAUGCAGCGUGGUGAUUGGGUCUUGCUUGACGAAAUGAAUUUGGCUUCUCAAUCUGUCCUCGAAGGUCUCAACUCCUGUCUGGAUCACCGUCAGCAAGUGUACAUUGCCGAGUUGGAUCAGACUUUCAAGAGACAUCCUGAUUUCGUUUUGUUCGCCGCACAGAACCCUCAUCAUCAGGGCGGAGGCAGAAAGGGCCUUCCUGCGUCUUUCGUCAACCGUUUCACGGUCGUCUAUGCAGAUAGUUUCACUGAUGAUGAUUUGAAGACCAUCUGCUCCAGGCUUUUCCCUGGCAGCCCUUCCGUGCAAACGGAAAGAUUGGUUGACUUCAUCUCCCUGCUGAACAGGGCCAUCACGAAAGAGCGACGACUGGGCACUAUUGGCGGCCCCUGGGAGGUUAAUUUGCGAGAUGUCCAGCGAUGGCUUCAGCUUGCCGAUCGAGGAAACCUUCAGAUCCAGACGAAGCACUUCCUUGACGUUGUCAUCAACCAACGAUUCAGAACCGAAGAAGACCGCAACCUGGUCGCUCAAAUCUACGACCAAGUCUUCACUGACUCUGAUACCGGAUCGAAGAGCUACUUCCACAACCUCACACCGGAGUAUCUGCAAGUUGGUCUGGGUAUCUUGAACCGUGAUCCUCUGCUGCAGCGCUUGGCCGAACCAAACAUGAGAAUCUUGCCAAAGGAUCUUCACAUUGUCGAAUCACUUAUCUUGUGCGUUGACAAUGCUUGGCCCAGCAUCCUUGUUGGCUCUGCUGGGUGUGGCAAGACCACCCUCAUCAGAAAGCUUGCUGCCGUCACUGGUGCCAAUCUUGUGGAGCUGGCCCUGAGUGCUGACACCGAUACCAUGGAUCUGAUUGGAGGAUUCGAACAGAUCGACCACCGCCGUGAAGUUUCAGGCUUUGUUCAUGACAUUGAAAUCUUUUUGCGAAACCAGCUCAUCCAAUGCUUCGCUUCAGGGGAUGUGUCUGAUGUUGUGGUUUCCGCCCUCCGUAUUUGCGAGCACUUCCAGUCUGCAGAUAUCUCGAUGGAGAAUGUCAUCGCUUCUCUCUCCAGCCUCUGUCAAUCUUCUGUUGAUCCAGCCUAUCAAAAGUUCCUUGAGAGAGCCCAGACUUUGUUGAACGCCAUUCAGCAAUCUGACAAGAUGAAGGUUGGAUUUGAGUGGACGGAAGGUGUUCUCACUCAGGCUGUCCAGCAUGGACACUGGGUAAUUCUCGACAACGCCAAUCUGUGCAAUCCAUCUGUGCUGGAUCGAUUGAACUCUUUGACUGAACCCAACGGCACUCUCAUUCUCAAUGAGCAGCGGACAGAGGAUGGUUCUGCUCGAAUCAUCACACCUCAUCCCAACUUCAGACUGUUCUUGACCAUGGACCCCCGCAAUGGCGAGUUGUCUCGCGCCAUGCGCAACCGCUGUACCGAGAUCUGCUUCUUGCCAAGUGAACUGUCUGACAUCAAACCUACCAUCGGCCCAUCAUACACCUGCGAAUCUUUCCUGUAUCGACUUCGUCAUAUUUGGAACUUGGACACUUCCUUGUCGCCUUCCGCAUUUGAGACUGCCCUCGAGGUGUGCUUAGAUCAUCUCUCGCCAGCUGAUUUGUCCUACCUCCAGCAGUCGCCUGCGAACUGUGUGGCCAUCAGUUCCGAGGCCGAUAGCAAAGCACAGUCUUCCAAUGUUUUGCAACGUUAUGCCUCUCUGUUCCACGACAACAAUCAAUGGAAGCCUCUCGACGCUGCCAGCGGAGAGAUCAUUCUUGGCGGAGCGCAUCUCGGUAUUCAAGGAGCUUUGCAGCCCCUUCAUCCCCUCAUAAACGAGCCUCUACUCGCAAUUUCAGGAAACAGUGACUUCCGAUCUACUUUGAUUGUCCUGGCCUACCUUCAGGAGCUGAGACUCGAUAUCCAUCGCCUCAGACAAGGUCUGAUUCAAGCGGAUGCUUCCGGAAAAGAAUUGAAGCCGAGCCAGAUGACCCGCCUAGAGCGAUCCUUGGCCUCUGAACGCAUUCCCGCAUUGAUGAAGGAUACCACCCAGCCUGUGGCCUCAUUCUUGUCUGAUUGUGGCCAGGCCUUAUACGAUUAUAUUCAGUCGCUGGAUCAAACCGCCCUUCAGGGCACAUCUAUCAUAGCAGCCCUUCGGGCAGUUAUUUGCCUUUCCUGGGAUAUUUACAAGGCAACUGAAGUGAGCCAAGUUGACGAAGGUGAAUUCCAGGUCUACCUGCAAAUGGGAAGGAAAACCUGCGAAUCGCUUCUCGACUCUUCUCCCCUCCUCCAGCCACUUCAAGUCGCCUUAUCGCAGGCCCUUGAUCGCUUCCAGGAAGGCUGGGCUUUGACUACCGGUCUUUCAAUGCAGAGGAUUUGGGAUUCCUGGAGACAUGUUACCCCAGUCUCUCAAAGCAAGUUAGAUUCUCUGACAGAGCUGGAGUCUACUGUCUUUGAGUUCACCACUUUGGCCUUGCAAACUCGUGUGGAGCUGUCUCAAUUGAGUCAUGUUCGGGACUCAUUGAUUGAUGCCCAGAGAUUCAUUCUUUUGGAUGGUGCCGAUGGUGACGUACUUGUUCAGAGUAUCAAGCAAACCGUGGCCGAGCUUUCUCAAGCGGUCCGACGCUCAGAGUCCAUUGAGUAUCCAUACUUUGCCCACGAUUUCGAAGCUCUUUGUCAAUAUCAUGACAUCUCUUCGUUCUUCCAGGCUCCAGUUCAAGAUACCGUCAUUCAGACAGUUGUACCACUCCUGGCCGGUCGUGCAGCUCGCCCGGUGGAUGCAUCAAACUUCAACAGUGACGUGCCCAACAUGCUUCACAGACUUGCAUUGUUUGCUGGAUCUCACAGUCAAUCCGAGACUGCACUUGCCACCGGUGGCGUUGUGUCGCUAUCACUCUUGGAGAAAUUGUCGGCCAUCGGCAAUGCCAAAUUGGGCCAAUUGGACAUGCUUGAGGAAGAGAAAAAGGCACUUUCCAAGGCUCUCACUCUCAGCAGCAAGCAAAUUGCGACAGAUCAGUCCAUGGAUCUCAGACGUACUGUUGCACGACUCACGGCUGAACUAGUGACUUGCCAUGGCGACUUCUUUGCGCCUGGUUCCGUUGAGACCCUCAAUUCUGUUCUUGAGGCAAUCCAGAGCGGUGAUCUGGGCGAUGAUCAGCCACCAAUUGUGAUCGAAUUAGAUCAAAGUCUGCCAACCACGCACUACUUGAAGCCUCUCGUCGAGCAGGCUCUACCAAGUCUGGUAGCCUCGUUGCGGUCGAAGCCAUCAAACAAGCACCAAGGGAUUCAAAGUACUGGGCUUGCAACAGUGCAGUUGGCCGUGCUUCUUCUGCGGCUGUUUGUACCUGACAAGACAUUCGAUCCUUCGCUGGGCAUUGUUGUUCAACGCAAGCGUCAUUCCCAACGACUCGAUGAAUUCACUGCCAGAUCUGCUGCCAUUCUCGCAUUUGAGAAGACCUUCACGAGUCAGAUCUCCAACCUCAGAUCUGAGCUCCUGCAUGAUGAAAUUCGUGGACUAGGCUCUGCUCCCCCUCCUUCUUUGGUCAACCGACCCCAGAACUCUCAAUUGAGUCUUCUCCAAGGCGAGUUUGUGAAUUUGAUCAACUCCGUUUUGAAGAGAGACCCGGAGCAAAUGAUCCGUUCCGAGAGGUCGGUCGAAUCUCAGGAUAUGAUUCAGCUACUCCGUAACAACAUCAAACAGCUGUGUAGUCGUCUCAGUACUCACUACAGAUCUUAUGAUGACAUUGCGGUGCCUGUGGUUCGUUUCCUACAACUUUUGGAUCUCGGUGUCUUCCUGGCCUCUAGCCAGCCCGAGGAUUCCGCUGAUGUGCCUGACAUCCAAACUCUGAGUCAACGAACACCAUUUUUGGGAGGCGCCAUUCACCCUGUUCUUGCCCAAUUUGACGCGAAACUGCCGGGCUCGCUCAAGAACGCAACUGAGAUGCGGCUCCAGGAAUUAUCUGCUCUUUGGGCCGCACAAGACGCAGAUUCCUCUAUUUUGGAGACUAAUGCUGGACGAGGCAUCGUGCGACGCGUCUUUGCCGAGUUCCACCAACUCUGGAAAAACAAGCUGAAGCAAGAUCAGGAGGAAGAAGCUGAGAAGGGCGACUUGUAUCACUUCAAGGGAUCCUGGGAGGAGGAGGAAGAAGUCAAUGAGGCUGAGCUGAAUGCCCUUUUCCCCACCUUCGAAGAGGAGCCUCUCCAAGGCGCCCAGCAUGUCGACCGCAUUGACCCCAAGGCCGUCGCUCUCCGUCUUGCUGCACUCCACGCAAAGAUUGUCUCAAAUGAACGCACCGGGACGGCCCUGACCACGCUUGUCAAGCAAUCUGGCAACCUUUUGGGCUCAAUCUGGUCGGACAACGAGACUUCAUUCUCGCCAGUGUCACCUCAAACCCAUCUCCCUGCAGUCUUGUUACUUUUAGAUGAUGCUAUCAACGAAGGAACCGAAAGCCACCAGAAGAAUUACAACUUUUACACCGAUUCCAACCUUUCUGAGGCUAGAAAGCUGGUUUCUCUUACGCUUUCUGCUCAGGCUCGCUUCGCCCAAAUUCAAACUGCCUGGCCCGAGCACGCUGUGCUGGCUGAUGUUCUCGCGUGCUGCAUGGAGAUCCUUCAGUUCAGGCACACUGAGCCUGUCGCCAAGUUCAUGACCAAGGUUGAAAAGCUUCAUUCAAUGGUGCACGAGUGGCAGACCGUGGCUAGCAGGGAAUACUCGGCUGUGACCGUCUUUGACGAAAUCACCACCACUCUCAUUGGAUGGCGCCGCCUCGAGCUUUCCACCUGGGCCAGGCUAUUGGACAUCGAGAAAGAGAAGUGUGAAGAUGACGUUAGUGCCUGGUGGUUCAUUGCUUACGAGGCACUUAUCGGAGCUCCCAUCAUGAUGGUAGAGGCAGGCGAGCAGGACAUGAGUGAACACACCGAGAGCCUGGUCACUACCCUGGAACAAUUCUUCAAAUCUACAACCAUGGGUCAGUUCGCCCGUCGUCUGAAGCUUGUGUCCAACUUCCAAGCUCUGCUUGAGGUAUUUGCCAAGGAUUACCCCUGCCUCAAGCAAAUUGUCUCUGCGCUCGACAAUUUCCUCCACCACUACAGACCUUUCCAAUCUGGGGUGGACAAGAUUCUUCACGAAAAGCGUUCUGCUCUUGAGAAAGACAUCAAGGAGCAAAUCCAAUUGGCCAGCUGGAAAGAUGUGAACAUCGCGGCUUUGAGACAAAGUGCGAAGAACUCACACCUCAAGUUGUUCAAGGUUGUUCGCAAGUACCGAGCAGCUCUUGGUCAGUCGGCUCAGUCGGUCCUUGAAUCUGGCCUUUCAGAAAUUGAUGAAGAUGUUACUUCAAUUUCCCAAGCAGAGCCUGUCCGUCCUACUGCCGUCUUCCCAGAGGCAAUGGAUAUUUGUCAAAAGGACAAGAACCUGUGGUCCACCCGAGCCGUCAGAUUCCAGAAGCCGGAUGGCACAGCCAGCAACAUGAUGAACUUGUAUUCAGCGAUCCCAGCUGAAUUCGAUAUUGCCAAAGACCUUGAUAGCUUCAUCGUGUCUGUCAUUGAGGAUAUGAAAGAGUUCAAGUCCCAGACCCCGAAGGUCUUGAACGAAGACAACAAAGAUGAUGUUCAGCAUCUCAAGUCGCAGAAACGUCGUCUCUACGCUGAAACUCUGAAGCAACUGUUCGAGAUGGGCGUGAAGCGAAAUGCUGGAACGAGUGUCAUCGAAACCCAGGCAUCCGUGCCUCAAGUUCUCGCGACCAGUGCUGCCUUCGAGGCUGGCGCUGCGACCUCCAGUGCUGUCCAAAGCGCCGAUUGGUACUUCCACCGACUCUUGGAUCUUUUGCCCAAGACUCGUCUGGCUGCACGCAACUAUUCUGAAGAGCUCACUAAUGUGGAGGUUUUCAGAAGUAUGGGCUCCAUUGAGCAUCUUCUUUUCACCAUCCGUCGCCAGAGAGGUGUGAUUUCUCCUGCCCUUACUGGUCUGGGUAACUUGAAGUCUACACUCGACAAGGUGCAGAACCUUUGGACAGCAACUUCGACAACUUUGGCUCAGGACCACACCACCGCGCCUGAGGAGCGUGCCGAUCUGGCCAGAGUUGUGGCUUGGCUGGCCCCCAUUCUUGGGCUGGCUGCAAUGAUUAUCGGCGUUCACUCCAAGUUCUCUGGAAUUGAUGCAUCCAAGGUAAUUGAAGAGCUUCGCGCCAAGAAGGCAUUCUUUGAUGACCUGCGCAAGUCUUACGAAUCUCUCCCCUCUCUGCCCACCCGAAUUGCGUCCAAGGCACACCUUGAAAUCGCACAGCAGACACGAACAUCUCUCAAUGAGUUGGCCGCUGGGCUGGAGAAGUGGGCGGUGGCUCGUCCUGAUCUCUCCUUUGCAUUGGAUCAAAUCACACCUUGGGUCAAGACAAACAUGGCUGCUCACCCUGAGGUCAAUGAACACAGUCUUUCUAUUAAGGCAUUCGACAGCAGCCUCCUGGUCGCCAUCGAUAAAAUGCUCAUUGGCCUGCAAAAGCUCAAAGAUGUGCCUUCCGCCAUCACCUUUGAUGGUCUGCUCUCCCGAAGUGACGAGUUCUUCUCCCGUGGACUUAAGGCUGUUCGUCUCACCGAGAUCACUGCCACGCUGGAAGCCGUCCUUGAUCAAUUGCACCGCUUGCAAGAUCACUCUGCUGGCGGUCUCUCCCUUGCUGCUGCACUGAUCACCAGCAUCUUGCCUAUCGCCAACAGAUACUACCAAAUCUGCCGAGACCUGGCUGAUCGAUUCAUCGCUGUUCACCGCGAGAUUUGCAAGACAUCCUACAUCCUGACCAAGACUUUCAAUACCGUCGCUUCCGAAGGCUUCUGCAGCCCGGCCGAAACCUCUCAAGAUCAAAGCAAGGAAGGCCAAAUGCAAGACGGAACCGGUUUGGGUGAUGGCGAUGGUGCUGAGGACAUCAGCAAGGACGUUGGCGCCGAUGAAGAUCUCUCCGAGCUUGCGCAGCAAGAGAACAAGAAAGAGGACGGUGACGAUGACGAGAUGGACGACUCCAAGGAUGCCGUCAACAUGGAUCAAGAGGAGUUGGAAGGUGAUGCUGAGGAUCGCAAAGAAGACGAGGAAGAGAAGGAUGAAAGUGCCGACGAAGGCGAAGAUGACAUUGAUGAGGAGACUGGUAGUGUGGACGAUCUCGACCCUGGCGCUGUGGACGAAAAGCUCUGGGACGGUGGCAAUGACGAGCAGCAGAAAGACACCGAAAACGAAGAAGGAAAGGGUCAGUCUGAGGCCGAACAACAAGCUGCUGCUCAGGAAGAGAAGCAAGACAAAGACGGCGAAAAGGGCGAGGAAAAGCCAAAGGAGGGCGAGGAAGAGGAGGAAGAAACUGAAGAUGAAGAAGCCCCUGAAGAUGAGGGCGAGGCAGUUGGCCGUGAAGACAUGGAUGUCACUGAUCCCCAAGCGAAGGAAGAAGAAACUCUUGAACUUCCUGAAGAAAUGCAGCUUGAUGAUGACAACGGCAAGAGCGACAAUGGUGAUGAGGAUGACGAUGGAAUGGAUGAACUUGACGAUGACUUCGGCCCUGCGCCUGAGGAUGAUGGAAAGGUCGAAGAAGGCGACGAGAACACCGGAGAAGACGCUGAAGGAGCCCCAGAAGAUCAAGUUCCAGGCGAUGAAGACGAAGAGAUGGCUGAUGAUGCCGAAGAAACCAACGAAGGAGAAGCUGGAGACGAGCAAGAGGAGGAAGCUGGUGGAGAAGACCCCGAAGAACCCGAGCCCGAGGACUUCCUCGCGCAGCGUGACGAGAAUGAAGCCGCGGGUGACAACGUUGCUCCCAGCGAGGCUGUCACAGGCGGACUCGGCGCGGAGCAAGAUCAAAACGAAGAGAAGGGCGCAUCGGGCGAUGCCCAGCAGGAGAGCGGCUCCAUGGACCCCAGUGCCAAUGUCGAUGAUCAGACAGGCGCUGCCAAGGACAGCGAAGAGAGCAAGCCUAGCCGUGACGCUGGUGGCGGCGAAGACAGUAAGCCAAAUGAACCUCAAAUGCAGGCAUUCAAGAAACUCGGCGAUAUUCUCGAGCAAUGGCACCGUCGCCAGCAGGAGAUCCUCAACCCAUCUCAAGAGGAGGAGGAUACUCAGGCCAUGCCUGAAGACACCGAUAUGGCCGAUGCGGACUUUGAGCACCUCAAGGACGACGACGAUGCCGCUGAUACCCAGGCCCUUGGCCAAGCAAACGAAGAUCAAACGCAAGCUCUUGAUCAAAGCAAGGGUGUUGAGUCCGACAUGAAGCCCGGUGAGAACGACGUUCUUCCCGAUGUCACCGAGGACCAGCAAGAGGAUAUCAGCAACCAGCUUGAGGAUGAAAUGCAAAUCGACCGCGAGACCGCCCCUGUCGAUGGCGAGUCCGCCGGCGCCUUCAUUCCUGGCGGACAAGCGUCUCACGAGCGCGCAGAUGAUGCGCAGGGCACUGAAGCAUUGAACGAGGAGCUCGACGAAGUUGACACGCAACUUGCGGCAAUUCACCUCUCCUCUUCUCUUCCUCCAUUGACGCCCCAAGACGAAGCUCGUCGCCUCUGGUCGCACUACGAGUCCGCUACAAACGACCUCUCCCUCUCGCUGACCGAGCAGCUUCGCCUCAUUCUUGCACCCACAAUGGCGACCAAGUUGCGUGGUGACUUCCGCACUGGAAAGCGUCUCAACAUUAAGCGCAUCAUUCCCUACAUCGCAUCCCAGUACAAGCGUGACAAGAUCUGGAUGCGCCGCUCCAUUCCGUCUAAGCGCAACUACCAGAUUAUGUUGGCUGUCGAUGACAGCAAGUCUAUGCUGGAAAGUGGAAGUGGUCAACUCGCUUUCGAGACCCUUGCCCUCGUCGCAAAGAGUCUGAGCAUGUUGGAAGCCGGUGAUUUGUGCGUCCUCGGUUUCGGUAACGAAGACCACGUUCGCGUCGCACACGAGUUCGGAAAGCCAUUCUCUUCUGAGGCCGGCUCCCAGGUCUUCCAGCACUUCAGCUACCAGCAAACUGGCACGAAUGUGCGCAAGCUGAUUGCCGACUCGAUCGCUCUGUUCCGCGAGGCUCGCUGGAAGCGUUCCCCUGGUUCUGGCUCUGCGGAUCUCUGGCAACUUCAGUUGAUCAUUUCCGAUGGUAUCUGUGAAGAUCACGAUACUAUUCGCCGACUUGUCAGGACCGCGCUCGAGGAGCGCAUCAUGGUUGUGUUCAUCAUCGUCGAUGCUGUCAAGGGUAGCUCUAUCCUCGACCUCUCGCAAGCCAACUUCGAGGCCGAUCCUGAUUCUGGUGGUGAGAUGAAGCUCAAGAUGAAGCGCUACCUCGAGGAUUUCCCCUUCCCUUACUACCUUGUUGUUCGUGAUGUCAGGGAAUUACCGUCUGUGUUGGCUACCGCUCUGAAGCAGUGGUUUGCCGAGGUUGUGGAUGUGUCGUCUUGA
Messenger RNA from Penicillium brevicompactum, 14748 nucleotides. RefSeq names its product AAA family ATPase midasin. Gene Ontology annotation, cellular component: preribosome, large subunit precursor; nucleus. The coding region runs from base 1 to 14748 and encodes 4915 amino acids. The transcript has a single exon. Gene Ontology annotation, biological process: ribosomal large subunit assembly; rRNA processing. NCBI's taxonomy places the organism in Eukaryota, Fungi, Ascomycota, Eurotiomycetes, Eurotiales, Aspergillaceae. Gene Ontology annotation, molecular function: ATP hydrolysis activity; ATP binding. The record is from RefSeq and is a predicted model, not a curated record.